Leopardus geoffroyi (Geoffroy's cat) is the source of this 1821-nucleotide messenger RNA. Lineage: Eukaryota; Metazoa; Chordata; Mammalia; Carnivora; Felidae. The record is from the annotation of a RefSeq genome assembly.
AUAAACCUAUUCACCUCGUCCAUACUAACUGCAAUAUUUAUCCUACUUCUACCUAUUAUUAUAUCAAACACCCAACUAUAUAAAAACAAUCUAUACCCCCACUAUGUAAAAACCACAAUCUCUUACGCCUUCGCUAUCAGUAUAAUCCCAACUAUAAUAUUUAUCUCCUCAGGACAAGAAACAAUCAUCUCAAACUGACACUGAUUAUCAAUCCAAACCCUCAAACUAUCACUAAGCUUUAAAAUAGAUUACUUCUCAAUCAUCUUUAUCCCCGUAGCACUUUUUGUUACAUGAUCGAUUAUGGAGUUCUCAAUAUGGUAUAUACACUCAGAUCCACACAUCAAUCGAUUCUUCAAAUAUCUCCUUAUAUUCCUAAUCACUAUAAUAAUUCUAGUUACCGCUAAUAACCUGUUUCAACUGUUUAUCGGCUGAGAGGGAGUGGGUAUCAUAUCCUUCCUGCUAAUCGGAUGAUGAUACGGCCGAACAGACGCGAAUACUGCUGCUCUACAAGCAAUCCUCUACAACCGCAUUGGAGAUGUAGGCUUUAUUACAGCCAUAGCAUGAUUUCUCACCAACCUAAACGCAUGAGACCUCCAACAAAUCUUUAUUAUCCAACAUGAAAACUUAAAUGUCCCACUAUUAGGACUCCUACUAGCAGCUACAGGCAAGUCCGCUCAAUUCGGCCUACACCCAUGACUACCAUCAGCCAUAGAAGGCCCAACUCCUGUCUCAGCCCUACUCCACUCAAGCACAAUAGUUGUAGCCGGAGUCUUCUUACUAAUCCGCUUUCACCCACUCAUAGAACAAAACAAAACUAUACAAACCCUCACUCUGUGUUUAGGAGCCAUCACCACUCUAUUCACAGCCAUCUGCGCCCUUACACAAAACGACAUUAAAAAGAUCGUCGCCUUCUCAACCUCUAGCCAACUAGGCCUAAUAAUUGUAACCAUCGGAAUCAACCAACCCUACCUCGCAUUCCUACAUAUCUGCACACACGCAUUCUUCAAAGCCAUGUUAUUUAUAUGCUCAGGAUCAAUUAUCCACAGCCUAAAUAACGAACAAGACAUCCGAAAAAUAGGCGGAUUGUAUAAACCAAUGCCCUUCACUACCACCUCCCUUAUCAUUGGAAGCCUCGCAUUAACAGGCAUGCCCUUCCUAACAGGCUUUUAUUCUAAAGACCUAAUCAUCGAAACAGCCAACACGUCGUAUACCAACGCCUGAGCCCUAUUAAUUACUCUCAUUGCUACAUCCCUCACGGCCGCCUAUAGUACUCGAAUCAUAUUUUUUGCACUCCUAGGACAACCCCGAUUCAACACCCUGAACCUAAUCAAUGAAAAUAAUACCCACCUCAUCAAUUCCAUCAAACGUCUCUUAAUUGGAAGCAUCUUUGCAGGAUACCUAAUCUCUUAUAAUAUCCCCCCAACAGCUGUCCCACAAAUAACUAUACCCCAUUACCUGAAACUAACUGCCCUUGCCGUAACUAUUACAGGCUUUACCCUGGCAUUAGAACUCAAUCUCACAGCCAAAAACUUAAAAUUUAAUUACCCAUCAAAUCUUUUUAAGUUCUCUAGCCUCUUAGGGUAUUUUCCAAUCGUAAUACACCGCCUCCCGUCAACAAUAAGCCUGACCAUAAGCCAAAAAUCUGCAUCAAUACUAUUAGAUAUAAUCUGACUAGAAAAUGUAUUACCAAAAUCCAUCUCCUACUUCCAAAUAAAAAUAUCAACUACUGUAUCUAAUCAGAAAGGACUAGUCAAGCUCUACUUCCUAUCUUUCAUAAUCACCCUAGCCCUUAGCCUAUUCUUACUUAAUUUCCACGAGUAA